Lycium ferocissimum is the source of this 801-nucleotide messenger RNA. RefSeq lists its product as uncharacterized. The transcript is spliced from 2 exons. NCBI's taxonomy places the organism in Eukaryota, Viridiplantae, Streptophyta, Magnoliopsida, Solanales, Solanaceae. The record is from RefSeq and is a predicted model, not a curated record. The coding region runs from base 1 to 801 and encodes 266 amino acids. Gene Ontology annotation, molecular function: nucleic acid binding; zinc ion binding.
AUGGAGGCAGAUAUGGCUGCGGUAAAGGUGGCCAUGAUGGAAUUUGCACGACCUUCUAUGGAGGCCAGGUCGUCUAGUGGUCUUUGCGAGUACGGCUGUUCACGGCCCGAUGACGAAAGGCUAUAUGGAUGCCAGACUAGGAUGGGGGAUGCUAUGGUGAGGAUUCGCGACACGCCAGUAUGGUGGAUGUACAUGAGGUUAAGCCCACCGAUUUUCAUGGGCGCACCAGAUGAGGAUGCCUAUGAGUUCAUCGUGAUCACGCAGGAGCUACUCCAUGCAGCAGGGAUCAUGGAGACCUUCGGAGUUAGGUAUGUUACCCUUCGAUUCAAUGGUGGCGCGAGGUCAUGGUGGAGAGACUACCUUGCUAGCAGGCCAGCGUGCGCGUGCCCAUUUACAUGGGACCAACUUUAUGGGGUGUUUCUGGAGCGGUACUUGCCACGUCCGCGGAGGGACGAACGUCAGUGUCAGUUCCUUGACCUUCGUCAGGAGGGAAUGCCGGUUGCUACCUAUGCACUAUCCUUCUCCUAUCUGGCUCGUUACUCCUACCCGUUGAUUUCGAUGGAGUUCGGCAGGAUACGGUGGUUCAUUAGCGGGUUGGAUGGUCCUCUGCAGCUACUCUAUAUCCAGCUGGAGGUCGAGAGAGCUUCAUUCCAGACCAUUGUUGAUAGUGCAGUGAGAGUUGAGGCGAUGAAACCUAGGGCUGCUUCAUCUGGGUCUUCAGUUUCUGUGUUUCAGCACUCGACUCCUCUUACCUGUUUCUCUUGUGGAGUGGUUGGGCAUGUUUCCAGGAGAUGUCCCUGA